AUGACGUCAGAAUGUCGUCUGUCUGCAGUGUUGUGUGGGGUGCCUGCCCUGGGACGGAUCGUGGGCGGUGCUAAUGCUCAAAAUGGACAGUGGCCGUGGCAGGCCAACCUGAACUUCAAUCGUCAUCAUGCCUGUGGGGCAACCGUCAUUGCCCCCCAGUGGUUGGUUUCAGCUGCACAUUGCUUCCCAAAGGUGAAUGAUAUCUCAUUGUAUGAGGUGACCCUGGGGUCGUACCAGCUGAACAACCCCCCUCCAGACAUCCAAGUGAGGUUGAUAGAAGAAGUGAUUAAACAUCCCGAUUUCAAUGAAGACGAAGGCUCUCAAGGCGACAUUGCGCUGGUGAAGCUUAAAGAACCAGUUCCGUAUUCUCGGACCGUAAGGCCGAUCUGCCUGCCUGCCUCUUCGGUCAACUUCCCUCAAGGCAUGACGUGCACCGUCACCGGCUGGGGGAAUGUCCAUGAAGCUAGUAAGGACAAAAGAUUUCUCAUCUAG
This is a messenger RNA of Thamnophis sirtalis, 492 nucleotides long. Lineage: Eukaryota; Metazoa; Chordata; Lepidosauria; Squamata; Natricidae. The record is from RefSeq and is a predicted model, not a curated record.